CGACAAACGUUUUUUGUUUCAAACUUUAGUGUACUUACUCGAUAAAGUUUAAUCGACAUUGAUUUGUUUACUCCGCGGUUUUUUGAAAAUUUAAAAUGAAAUACAUAUUUUGGACUUUUUUACUCGUUUCUUCUUCCUGUGCUGAUGAUUUACCAGUAUUCAAUAAAUAUAUGGACAAUGAAGCUCUCUCUGAAAACAUUCCAGUUGGUCAAUCUAUUUAUAAACUUGAAGGUGUUGAUUCUUUUGGAAAUGAAAAUGAUCUGUUAUAUGGGAUAGAAGGAACUGAUUAUUUGGUUGUUGACUCUAAUACAGGAGUUGUUACUGUUAAUAAACCUUUAGAUCAUGAGGAAAGUGAUACAUUAAAAUUUACUGUAACUCUUCAACAGAAAAAUUCUGGCGAUGUUGUUAGACUUCCUAUAUCUGUGAUUAUAUUAGAUGAAAAUGAUAAUGCUCCUAAAUUUUUACAUACCCCUUACGAAGGUAUGGUGAAUGAAGAAUCCAAAAUUGGUACUACUGUGUUUAAGUGGAUCCAUGUUGAAGAUUUAGACAAAGUUGGUGAACCUCUUGAAGUUAGAUGUGAAUCAGUUUUCCAGAAUGAAGACGGAUGUUUGAAAUUCAAAAUACAACCGUUGAAUGUUAGUGAAAGUUACUAUUUGGGUGUUUUAGUUGUAAAUGGAGAUAUACAAUAUUCAGAAACUCAGUUUUACAAGCUGGUUAUAAUUGCUAGCGAUGGUGUACAUGAAACCAAAAUAAAUUUAGAUAUAAAUGUUAAAGACAUUCAAAACAUGCCUCCUGUUUUUCAUGGAUCUCUUACUACUGUAAUUAGUGAAGACAUAUCAGUUGGAACUCAUAUUUUAACAGUAAGCGCAAAAGAUGGUGAUAGGGGAGAUCCAAGAAGUAUUGUUUAUGAUUUAAUACAAAAUCCUAUGGAUUAUUUUUCUAUAGAUGGUUUAUCAGGAAAUUUAAGUACUGCUAAACCAAUAGACCGAGAAACUUUAACUAAUAAUAAUGGUAUUAUUACAUUAACAGUUCGAGCAAGAGAAGUUUUUAAUGGCUCAGCUUUGGACGACAAAUUAAGUUCAUCUACUGCAAUUAUUACAAUAACUGUACAAGAUGUUAAUGAUGAACCACCAAUUUUUAAUAAACGAGACUAUUUUAUUUCAAUACCUGAAAAUAUAGCUCCUGGUACUCCUUUACCCAACUUAAACAUGAGUGUUACGGACUCAGAUUUAGGUGCAAAUUCAGAAUUUUCAUUGCGAUUGCACGACGAGUCAAAAUUGUUUGUUGUAGAACCAACCAAAGCUAUUGGUUCAAUAGAUGUUGGAAUAAAAUUAGCAAAUAAUGUGAAAUUAGAUUAUGAAGAUCCUAAUCAGAGAAGUUUAUUGUUUUGGUAACCUAGUUUUAUAUUUAUAAAUAAAAUAAAUAUUAAUAUAACAAAUUGUAAAUUUAUUAUUUUGUUCCUUACGAUAAAAUAGGUAAUAGCGAGUGAACCAAGUGAAAAGUAUGAUUUAACUUCGACUGCUACACUUACAAUUCAAGUAACAGAUGUUAACGAUAAUCCUCCAGAAUUUGACAACAAUGCUUAUACUCUUACAGUAAAUGAAACAGCUACACCUGGAACUAUAAUAGGAGUAGUUAAAGCAACUGAUAGAGAUAGUAAUCCAAGUAUUAUUUAUACAUUAAGUGGACCUUCAGCUGAUAAGUUUUAUGUAGAAAAAACCACUGGUGUAAUAUCUGUUGCACUUUGUUCAAAUGUGGGAAAACCACCAUGUUUAGAUUAUGAAACACAGUCAAAUUAUUACUUAACUUUUAUAGCAACUGAUGAUAAUGGUAAAGGACAAUCAAAUUCAGUAACUAUAAUGGUUUUGGUAACUGAUAGUAAUGAUAAUCCCCCAAUUUUUAUUCAACACACGUAUACAAGUCUCAUUGAUGAAGGAGUAACAACAUUUGAACCUCCUCUUAUUGUUCAAGCAAUUGAUGCAGAUAAAUCGUCAUCAAUUAUUUAUUCAAUACUAUCUGGAGAUGAAAGGCAUUUAUUUAAAAUAGAUCAAAGUAGUGGAGAAAUAUUUAUAUCAUCUCCUAAUGGACUUCAAAGGUCAAAAAAUAAUAUAACACUUAUUAUUAGUGCAAGUGAUGGAGUUUAUAAUGAUGAAGCGACUGUUAACAUUGUUGUGUUAGAUGUCAACAACAAUAGUCCACAAUUUUUGUUGGAAUCUUAUAAUGUUUCUAUUCAUGAAAAUGAACCCAUUGGUUUUAGCGUUAUUACAGUUGAGGCAAUAGAUGAGGAUUUAGAUAUGAAUGCAAAUCUUACAUAUCAUAUACAAGAAGGUUCUUUUAAUCAUUUCGCUAUUGACCCUAUUACUGGACUUAUUUAUACUUCAUCGAAACUUGAUUUUGAUCAACAUUCAAAUUAUGCCAUUAAAACAUUAGCAAUUGAUAAAGGCACACCUGCAUUGACUGGAAGUACAACAGUAUUCAUAAAUAUAAUAAAUGUAAAUAACAAGAGUCCAGAAUUCACUCCAUUAAUACAGCGAACAGAGGUGUCUGAAGAUGUUCCUGUUGGUACAGUUAUAUACCGCCUUAUUGCUCAUGAUCCAGAUACUAGUGAUGAAGAUGCUUUAAAUUUCUCAUUAAAUUAUUCAGAGAUCACUGGGUUUAGUAGCAAUGGAAAUCAAUUGAAUAAUAAUGCAGAUAUUAAAAAUUGGUUUAAAAUUAGAGCAUCUAAUGGUGAUGUAAUAAUAGCCAAAUCCAUUGACAGAAACAUUGCGGCUAUUGUUAGUCUAUCAGUCGUAGUUACUGAUACAUCUGCUCCUGAUGUCCAGCAGUCUACAGGAACACUUAUGGUAACUAUUAUAGAUAUAAAUGAUAUACCACCAGUAUUUAAUCCACCUUGGACUAAAGACAAUCCAUAUUAUACUGUAUCAUGUCCAGAAGAACAACCAAUUGGUACUGUUAUUGGAAAAUUUAUUGCUACUGAUGAUUCAGGAAUUGAUCACUAUGAUAUUAUUCCAAAGAAUCAAUUUGUUGAUAUUAAUCGAACAUCAGGAGUCAUAUUUACUAAAGAAAAGCUUGACUUUGAAACCAUUGAAAAUAUUGAUCUUAAUUUGAUUGUUUAUGACACUGGUCAUCCUCAACUUUCAACUACUGCUACUGUAUUUAUAAAAAUUACUAACAUAAAUGACAAUACUCCAGUUUUUAACCAGACUGAAUAUAAAGCAGAAAUAGAAGAAAAUGCACCAGUUGGAACUUUUGUUACAAUUGUAAUUGCUACUGAUGCUGAUAAAGGGUUGUUUGGACUAGUUCGUUACUCCAUCAUUGGCAACAAAUAUGGUUUUAUUAUUGAUCCAGACACAGGAAUUGUAAAAGUUAAUGAUUCUAGUUUUCUCGAUCGUGAAGUCACAUCUGAUUUUAUGUUAACUAUUCAAGCUAAAGAUGAAGCUCCACCUGGUUUAACAAAAACUGCAGUAGUAUUAUUAUUUAUUAAAUUAAUUGAUGUGAAUGAUAAUCCACCACAAUUUGACCCAAAGUCUUAUUCAUUGUCUAUUAUUGUCUCUACUCCUACAACACCUCUUAUGCAAUUGAAAGCCAUUGACAAAGAUCUAAAUUCAAAAUUGAAAUACUCUAUUAUAUCAGGAAAUAAAGAUUUAUUUACCAUUGAUAUGGACUCAGGAUUUUUAUAUUCAGCCAUGUCUUUGAAUGGUAAAAAAGGUGUAUAUUUGAUUGAAGUUGAUGUUUUUGAUGGUGUUUUUCGAGAUCAAGCAAAUAUUAACAUUACUGUAUUAGAUGUUAAUCAAAAUCAACCUAUAUUUGUUCAUCCAUCCACUAAUAAUUCCACACUAUCUAUUCUAGAAGAUGUUAGUGUUGGAACAUCGAUAUUAACUGUUUGUGCUGAAGAUAAAGAUUUUGGAGAAAAUGGCAGAGUGACUUAUUUUUUCAAAGUUGCAAAUUCAAAUGCACAACAGACAGAUGAAUUUAUUAUUAAUACUGAAACAGGACAGAUAAAAACUCAAAUUUUACUUGAUUAUGAAACUAAACCAUCUUAUCAAUUGGUAUUAGUCGCACGAGAUCAAGGAUCACCAACAUGGCAUGAAACAUUAAAACUCCUUACAGUCAAUUUAAUUGAUGUUAAUGAUAAUAAGCCUCGAUUUCCUGUACAUAAUGAUCAUAAACCAUUGUACACGUUCUCUGUAAAAGAAAAUAAUAGACCUCAAUUUAAGAUUGGUCAAGUUAAAGCAACUGAUUUAGAUCAAGGUGAAAAUGCACGUAUUUAUUAUUAUUUACUAUCAAAUACACCAGUCCCAUUUAUUGUGGACCGUCUCGAUGGAACUAUUUAUGCAAAUGAAACAUUAGAUCGAGAAGAACAGAGUUCAUAUGAAAUUAUUGUCAAAGCUUCAAACGAUAACGAUUAUCAACACAAAAAUGAUGAAGAAGAUGACGAUUAUAGUUUGGCUAAAGUAUUAAUUUUGAUAACAGAUGAAAACGACAAUGCCCCAGUUUUUCAAACUAGUCAUUAUUAUGCAGGAGUAAAUACUAUGGCCAAAGUUGGAGACGUUGUACUUCAAGUAACAUCAAUUGAUCUGGACUAUGAAGAAAAUAGUACAGUUUUGUAUUAUAUAGAGAACACACAAUUAUAUAGACCGGGGUUAAACAAUUUGACAUGGUCAUCUUUAAUAAAAGAUCCUUUUUCAAUCGAUCAAUCGGGUCGUAUCUCUACCUCUGCAUUUUUAGCGGAGUAUAAUCAAGGACGUUUUGACUUGCAAAUAGCUGCCAAAGAAAUCGCACCUCCUUAUAGAGUUGCAUUAACGACAGCCACAGUAUGGGUGUAUGAAACCCACCAAUUAGUUAAGUUAAUAGUGUCACGUGCCCCACAAACAGUGAAUGAAGGUCGAGAACAAAUACUCUCUAGUUUAGCAAAUGCAACUAAUAUGAUUGUUGUAUUGGAUGAUGUUCGUUACCAUGUUAACCAGUAUGGUUAUAUUCAACCUGAUUGGAGCGAUGUGUAUUUGCACUUAGUUGAUCCGUCAAGAAAUGAUAUAAUGUCUAGUUGGGAAGUUUUAACUAUAAUUGAUGAUAAAUAUGACUAUUUGAAGGACUACUAUCACAAUUUUGCUAUUGAAAAUGUUGUGCCUGCAUUGGUUGUUACUCAAAACGAAUCAUUCGAACCUACUAUAGCUGCUUUGGUAGCUUUAUUAGUUGUAUUGACUGUUGGAUGUAUUGGUGUACUAAUAAUUUGUUGCUGCUUCAGACAUUGGAUGUUUUCGGAAUUGGACAAUAAUUCGAUAAAGAAUGAUAUAUUAAUUAAAAAAGCUGUGAUUGAUGAUCUCAGUACUACAGAAAAUCCUCUUUGGAUUGAACAAAAAUUAAAGUUAUAUGAAGAACAAGAAUUAACUAUGCAAGUAUUUUGUGAUCUAGAAAAUAAAGAAAUGCCAAUAAGUCAAGAUAAUAUUGUGGGAGAUAAUACAUACGCAACGAUACGGCGUCCUUCUCGGCGUGGCUCUAUAAAUACUUUAUUGACAAUGACACCUGGUGAAUAUGCUACUUUGGGAGGAUCUGUUUUGCCUUUGCCUCCUGAUGGAGCCACUUCUCAUAGUCAACAAUUGUUUGAAGCUUCACUUGGAUUUCAAGGAUCUACAUUCCAAGUUCCAGAUUCUGCUUUGGACACUAGUAAUCUGUUGAUAAACAACUCUGAUAUAUGAUGAUUAUAAAUUAUUUUAACAUAUUUACUUUAUUUAACAAUAUUGGAGAAAAAUCUUUAAUGUUUUUUAGUCACUAGUACCCUAGACUAAAUCAUGUCAUAUUUAAUCUAUGCUAGUAUUUAUUUAUGUGUUACAAUAUAAUAUGUUUAAUGUAUAUACAUUUACAAGGUAUAUAACUCAAUAUAUAUUCGAAUCAAAUAUAUGUAAUAAUUUAUUUAUAUAAUUUAUUAAGUCAAUAAUUAUGAAUGUGCAUAUAACACAGGGCCAACUUUUUAUAAAUAAGUUUACAAUAGAUAAUUCUAUUUCUUAUAAUUAGAUUGCAUUUAAACAUCAUUUCAAAUUAUUUGAAGGAAUUUUACUGCAAAAUGAUUAAACAUGUGAUCAUCGAAUUAUUAUUUAUGUUAAAAAUAAGUAAUUAAAUGCAUAUUUUUUUUGUGUUUGUCAAUUGUGAUAUUUCAGUAUUAAAACGAAUUCCUUUCAAUAACUAUAGAUCUAACAUAUUUUGUAUAAAGUAAUUAAUAUUUAAAUUUUAUUCUACGCUGUGAAACUAUUUAUUAGCAUUUAUCCAUUAUUUAACUUAUUUUUGUAUUUUUAUAAUUUUAUAUUGUACUUUGAAAUAUAUGUAGUUAAUGUUUAA
Messenger RNA from Aphis gossypii (cotton aphid), 6333 nucleotides. Its product is annotated as cadherin-87A. Gene Ontology annotation, cellular component: plasma membrane; catenin complex. The record is from RefSeq and is a predicted model, not a curated record. The transcript is spliced from 28 exons. Gene Ontology annotation, biological process: homophilic cell-cell adhesion. Gene Ontology annotation, molecular function: cadherin binding; calcium ion binding. Lineage: Eukaryota; Metazoa; Arthropoda; Insecta; Hemiptera; Aphididae.